Annulohypoxylon truncatum is the source of this 887-nucleotide messenger RNA. RefSeq lists its product as uncharacterized. The record is from RefSeq and is a predicted model, not a curated record. The coding region runs from base 300 to 653 and encodes 117 amino acids. The transcript is spliced from 3 exons. Gene Ontology annotation, molecular function: protein folding chaperone. Gene Ontology annotation, biological process: protein insertion into ER membrane. Gene Ontology annotation, cellular component: endoplasmic reticulum membrane. Lineage: Eukaryota; Fungi; Ascomycota; Sordariomycetes; Xylariales; Hypoxylaceae.
CAAGCUGCGCAAGCGCCAGAACCGGCUUAGCGUUCGGGUGGACCCCGUCCGGGCCCUGCAGCAGGCCAUCCAUGGGAACGCGAUCGAAAAGCAACGACAUCGCAUCUUUGCUCUCUACACUACCUAUCAGCCCUUUUCCGAAGCUCGGUCGAAAACAACAUACAUUUACGUAGCGUCGCACACCGAGUAACGGAGGGACAAUCCCGUCGAUCUCAGCGACGCCCGGCUUAUCCGGCAUAUUCUCGAGAGAAAACGGUAGAGGAGGAGAAAAAAAAGUUAACUGAGGAAGAAGAAUAAAUAUGGCUUCGACGAAGAAGGACAUGCGACGGCAGGACCUGGUCGUCCCGUACCAGGAGCCCGGGCCGAAGGCAGGCGACAACGCCGAGUUCUCGUCGACGCUAUCGUCAACAUUACCCAUGGCCGCCAUCUUCACGCGCAACCGGUACAUCGGCUGGGCGUCGGUCGUCAUCAGCAUCCAGAGCUGGCUAGGCGAGGGCGAGGACGCGAGCAAGAGCAGCAGCGCCACGCCCGGCUACUUCACCGUUGGCAUGUCCCUAAUGGCCCUCGCCGUAACCUACCUCCCUCUCUUCCUCCCCCAGCCACCAGGCCAGCGCGCCACCGGCACCGAAGCCGCAGCUCCUGUCCCUCAAUGAAGCAUCGAAGUACCAAAAAUAGCAUAAUUGUAUGUGUAAGAGUAGCCAGGUGGGCAAAAAAAAGAAAAGAUUCUAAUAACCGAGUGUGCGUGUACGUUGUUGGAGUCAAAUAGACGACGAAUAAUGGAAAAUAACUGAUGAGUCAACCCCCCUUGAAACUACUACACCUGGGGGAUCCGAGCCUUGUACAUAUAAUGCACAUAAAAAAAAUCAUCAUAAAGUGAUAACACCAGU